GCUUUUAUGUACAGUUCAGUCCCAAGAAUGCAUUACCUUUCAAGAAAGCUCAAUACGAAUUUUCCUUUGACGCCAUUGCCGACUCUCUUUUCAGGCGCUGGCAUAUACAGCAGUUUUCCUUUGCUAAAAAGUCCUUUCACAAUGCGCAUGUCACAACUCAAAGGAUAUUUUCUUCCUUAUUUGACGUUUCCUACUUUAUCGAAUCGUGUGCCAACAUAAACAAUGUGAAAAAAUAUUCUCCAAUUAAUUGCUCAAACAAUUAUUUUACGAAAUUUUAAAUCACGUUUUAGUGAUGAAUUUAAUGCACGGAGUUGUUAUCAUUCUCAGCGCUGUAGUAUUUCUUUUCUACAAACUCUCCAAACAAAGAAGUUCUUCGUUGCAAAACAUUCAGGCAUUGCGGCCACCCAAUCCGGAAACGCCGCAGCCUCCUUCGUUUUCACCGCUAUACGAAUAUGAAAACGGUGCGGUGUGUUCCGACAGCGAUGUUUGCAGCAGAAUCGGCAGGGAUAUAAUGCAGAAGUCGGCAGGUAGCGCCGUCGAUGCAGCCAUUGCCUCACUCUUCUGCAACGGACUGCUGGCCAUGCAAAGCAUGGGGCUCGGCGGCGGUGUACUUAUAAACAUCUAUUCCGGUAGUGAGCAAC
Molecule: messenger RNA, 641 nt
Organism: Rhagoletis zephyria (snowberry fruit fly)
Lineage: Eukaryota; Metazoa; Arthropoda; Insecta; Diptera; Tephritidae
Product: gamma-glutamyltranspeptidase 1-like
Biological process (GO): glutathione catabolic process
Cellular component (GO): plasma membrane
Molecular function (GO): glutathione gamma-glutamate hydrolase
Source: RefSeq, a predicted model, not a curated record